Molecule: messenger RNA, 2160 nt
Organism: Penicillium malachiteum
Lineage: Eukaryota; Fungi; Ascomycota; Eurotiomycetes; Eurotiales; Aspergillaceae
Exons: 1
Coding region: 1-2160 (719 amino acids)
Source: RefSeq, a predicted model, not a curated record
AUGUCUCUGGAAUACGCGCAUUACCAACCAACCACGCCACCAGCGGUGCCCUAUGAGGAAUGCCUCGGAUCUGCGCAUAGUCGCACCGCAUCUGGCUCUUCAAUCUAUUCCUGUGAAUCUUCCCCUUGGUCCACUAUGACGGGAAAUACCAGUCCUGGUACUCCACCAACUCGUCAUCAUCAUGGUCCAGCUCUUUUGCCAAAGAUUCGACCUCAAGACGUGAUAAUUGAGCCUGUCUCUACUGGACCACCUUACUCUGCUGGUGGACCUCUGAGAGGCCGCCAGGUUGUAUCUAAGGCGUGGAACGCACCAGCCUUUGCUCCUUAUCCUGCUGGUCGUCCAUCUACCCAGCGUAACCGCGCUAAUGCAGCGAAUCGGUUGCCUUUGGCAUCUCCUCUGUCUCCAAUUGUGACUCAUGGACCACUCAGUGCUACUAUUCCCCAGAGCUCUCCAAUUUUCACACGUGCGCCACUUAGUGCUACUAUCCCCCAGAGCUCUUCAAUUGUCACGCGUGGACCACUCAGUGCUACUAUCCCUCAGAGCUCUUCGAUUUUCACACGUGCGCCGCUCAGUGCUACUAUUCCCCAGAGCGCUCCUAGCCUGGCAUCUCCUGUGGCUAUCACUUCGAAAUAUCGACAUGCUCGAGCUGCAUCUGCGUCUAGCAUUGAUAGACGCGGACCAAGCAUUGAUAUACCCGCUCCGAACCGAUCUGCAUACCCUACUCACCAGCAACUAUGGAAUUAUGUGCCACAAAUGCAGGCGCAGACUGUUCCGACCACGCCAGUUACUCCGGUUACUCCAAACAUUGUAGUUUAUCCAUCUCAACCUCAGCAACAGCCAGUUGAAAUGCGUCAACUUACUCCAGUGCGCAUCCCACCUUAUCCACUGACUGUCCCCACACCUCAAUACUGUUACAGUCCAGUUCAUGGCCCUCAGAGCUCGCCGGUGCAUUUGGCGAGUCCUCAGGAAAAUAUCAAUCCCCCGUCCACCAAUUUGCUGUCAUAUUUGACUUCGCCAACCCAAGCAAUUAAUCUUGUUCGCAAUGUCAGCGUGAUUCCAACCCGUGGCAUGCACGAUUACUUCUGGUGGGACAUUCGUAAUCUCCGUAACUGGAACUCAUUCUCUUUUGCUACUUUUGACUCAUUCCGCGGGCUUACCCAGCUACUGAAGACGGAAAUUCCUGGAACUCUUACUCCGCCAGUGGGUGUGCCCUCCUCACGCCUAGCGCCGGAGUCUGAGCCUGGUCUCGUCGCUCUUAUCCGUGAACUAUAUGCGCCACGAAUCAACGCAGCUCUGGCCGUUUCUCAAGGCACAGAUCAUCUCCAACUCUACGCAGCGCCUGAUAUCCGUAACACGGGACACAAGAACCAUGGUCACCCGCACUUCCUAGCCAACUAUUCCACGGACACUGAAUGCACCAGUGCAGGGCUCAUCCGGGGACGUCUGGUGGGGAUUGUCAAAAGCUUCGAUCGCUGGAAUUCCGGCAUGCGCAACGAAGCACCCCAUCGUCGCGUCGAGUACUUAAACGGUCUAGCUCAUCUACAACGCUGCAUGCGCGAGCACUCGUGUCGCUACGGCUUCAUCAUCACCGAAAUAGAGCUCGUUUGUGUUCGUGCAGCUUGCGAUGAUGAUUCUAACAUCCCGUACUUCGGAUACUUAGAGGUCGCAGCCCCGAUCCCACUCAAGACUUCCACACCAAGUCCUCAGGCAGCACACGAUGCCUCCGCCUUGGCAACACCUAUCAGCUCCAGGUCCUUUUCAUCUUCGUCUCAUGGGUCAUGUUCUCAAGGCUCUUCCCACUCCUGUCAAACAUCUCCUGGUCUUGACUCCGAAUUUCAAAAGGAUACACUCUCCACUCCCAUGACUGCAAGCUUAGCUUUGUAUUUUUUGCUUAUGCUCGCCAAAUCGGUGCCACUGCCUGAUCAGCCAUCCGCACAUCUCAGCAUAGGCAGUCCCACAGCUCUCACGCGACAGAACGUUCUUCCAGAUGGCAAGGAUAAAUGGAUCCCCGAGCCGCAGAUCGGCGAACGACGGGACGCAAAGCGUGUUCGUGGAUGGGUCUGGCCUCACGAUGCUUGGCAUCGUCGUGAAGGAGGUGGACGUAUUGUAGGAACAGCAACGACGAAAACUACUGGAUCAAGGAAGAGGAGACGUUUGUGA